CACACACACACCAAAUACAAUGCGUGACAGUCCGUGCCACACACAGCACGAGUCAUGAAUGGCAGCCCUCCAGGAGCACAGCAGAGAAGAGGGACGAGGCAUCGUUUUUCAUCUAAAAUAGAGGACUAUCAUAAAGCGACGGCCAUAAUGAAGUUCGAGAUCAGAUGCUGUUUAAUUGGAAAUACACAUCUACCAAGGUUUCGACCUCCGGAGGCCGUCUGAGAUAAAUCAACCUGUUGCGUCGGGACAGUGAUGCAAGCGCAAGCUUCUUCAGCUCGGAUGCUGCCGAUCAGUUUGUUUCACAAGGAACGGUCGAGCUUUCUUUGUCUUGUCUUGUCCUGUUGAAUCAUGUGUGCAAUUUCAAUAUUUGACGACUCAGGAUUCUAAAUAAUCUUUUCUGAUUUGAAGAACACACGGAAAAUCAUGGGACAUCUCGGCAAAAAGACGUCCCCAAUACGAAGGGAUCAAGUCAUGGAAGAGUAAUGGCUGAGAAGUUUGAUCCCAUGAUCUCCUCUGUCUCAAAUCGUCCGGUGACAAAUCUUACAACCGUCCCAUGGGAGCAACUUCCAACAGUUCCUUCCGAUGUGGGCGUGGUCACAAGUUCCCAGUCGCAGCUCAAAGACCUUAUUGGCUUGUUCUGCAUGGUGUCGCUAAACCUUAUCGCUUUGCUGGCCAACAUCGGAGUGAUGGUGGCCAUUGCUCGGGCCCCACACCUCAAGAGAUUCGCUUUCGUGUGCCACCUUUGCGCCGUGGACCUGCUGUGCGCCGUUCUCCUCAUGCCCUUGGGGAUUAUAUCCAGCUCGCCCUUUUUCGGUACUGUGGUGUUCACCGUUCUCGAGUGUCAGGUUUACCUCUUUCUCAAUGUGUUUCUUAUCUGUUUAUCAAUUCUCACUGUCACGGCCAUCAGCGUGGAGCGAUACUUCUACAUUGUGCACCCAAUGCGGUAUGAAGUCAAGAUGACCAUCAAUUUAGCGAUGGGUGUCAUGCUUUUUAUCUGGGUCAAGUCGCUUCUCUUGGCUUUGUUCACGCUGUUUGGAUGGCCGGCGUACGGCAACCAAAGUUCAAUUGCUGCAGCUCAUUGCUCUCUCCAUGCGAGCCACAGCCGCCUCAGGGGAAUAUUCGCCGUGCUCUACAGUGUUCUGUGUUUCCUGGUUCCUUCAGUGAUCAUCUUUACCGUUUACUGCGCCGUGUACAAGGUCGCUCGUUUGGCUGCCCUGCAACAAGUCCCCGCCCUCUCAACGUGGGCCGCCGCAAACCCGGAUAAAAGUCGGACUGACUCGAUCAGCAGCCAGACCACCAUAAUCAACACCAACCGUUCUCUGCCGCGGAGACUUUCCCCGGAGAGGGCGUUUAGCGGGGGCAAGGCAGCCCUCACCUUAGUAUUCAUUGUGGGUCAGUUCUUGAUUUGCUGGCUACCCUACUUCAUCUUCCACUUGCAAAUGUCUCUGACCGGCUCCUUGCGCAGCCCGGGAGACUUAGAGGAGGCGGUCAACUGGCUCGCCUUCUCCUCAUUUGCAGUGAACCCGUUCUUCUACGGUUUGCUCAACAGGCAGAUCAGGGAGGAGCUGGUCAAGUUUCGUCGCUGCUGCCUAACCCAGCCUGUGGAUUUUGGUGUUUCCAGCCACGAGGGCUCCUUGCAGGAGAACUUCCUCCAGUUCAUCCAGAGAACCAGCAGCACAGCCGAAACCCGCCUCAGCUGUGUCAAUGCCAGUCCCAGAAACACUAUGGACUACAGGGUUAAAAUCCCUGGACAAAUACCUGAAGAUCACGCGAAGACCACAUUAGAUUGACAUUCUAAUUUAUGGAUGGAACGUUUUCUCUUAUUCUUAAGUCUACUUUUUGUUGUUUAAUUGCAGUACUACAGGGGUGCCCAUUAGGUCGAUUCUGGUCUAAGGUCUAAGACAGGUCCCAAGUAGAUCCGAGGAGUGUCGAGGAGGAAAAAAACAAACAACAAUUUGUGUGUCUUUGUACAUGUUAGUAAUAUAUUUUUGUGUUAAUAUACACUGUACCCUAAUCAUCUUAUCAGUCUCAUUUUCAUACAAAAAAAAAUUAAAAAUAAAAUAAAGCAGGUAAUCUUAAAUUUCCGGUGACGUGAUUACGUCACCGGAAGUUGUUAGCGCUCAGCAGUUUGUAAUUGCAGCUUGUGAUUACAGCUGUUGCGCUCUAUCUUUUAUCGUCAUGAUUCUCAUUCAAAGUUUGCUUCGUGUACCAUUCAUCGAGGGCACGAGCAAAGAAUAGGAAUCCAGGAGGGCCCAGGGAAGCACUUUAAAACGGUACGUGUGAGCUACGAUAGUUAACAGGCUGCAAAAGUGCGUCGCAUGCCUCCGUUUCAAGCUGUUUCUCAUCAUGGCGCGCGUGUGUGUGUGUGUGUGUGUGUGCGCGCGCGCGCGCCGGUAAGGGUAGAUCCCGGGAGGUUAGUUGAUCGAAAAGUAGAUCUUCGAUCCAAAAGGUUUGGGCACCCCUGCAGUACUACAUCCCGGGUGGACUUUCACUUUUAGCCAAGGUGCUUUGGCUGUAACAAACUAUUUCAUGGUUGUGAUCAACUUUGUUCCUUCCCCCAACUACUUUGAAAAAAAUGGUGGGGCAUCUCGCUCUUGUGUCACGUUUCCAACGGACAUUAACAGCACGGGUCUACCCUGCUCACCACAUUGUCUCAAACAGGAAAAGAAAACCGGAACCCAAGACUAAGUACUCCCAAAAUACAAUAACAUUUAUGAGAUUAUUCAUACGGAUUUCGAUUCCAAAUAGAUAUGCCGGGGCACCGUAAAACGUUUGUGGAAAUGUAUUUCUCCUGUUACAUUUAGAUUUGAGCUUCCGUUAUGUACAGUUGUUCUCUGUGAUAUGAUCCACUAAUUUACAGUAAUGUUCUCUAUGGAAAACAAGCCGCUGAAAGUGUCAUCCCUCACCCCACGUCCAUAUCAUUCAUUGAAGAGUUAUUAUGAAGGGAGCUUUGUAAAGUACUGGGUGCUAAUGUUGCCUGGCAAUGGUGUACUGUAACUUGAUGAGAAGAAGUAGCAUAGAGCGACUCCCACAUAUCAAUAAAUGCUCUCUGAGCUCCAGAGUGUGAGGAACACUCAUGUAUCUGAGGGACAAUAUCUCCGAGUUCCUGUGUGCAACAGAUAUGCUAAAUGUCACCUACCUCGGUCGUCAUGACAAUUGAGUGAGCCAGUGACUCACAUAGCAACAAGGACCUUUGGGUUGGAUGUAAGCUUUUGAUCCUGGUUGCGUCUACCUAUUCUGUGUCUGCAUGCAUGACGAGGACCACCCUAUAUAUUCAGAUAGUCUUCAUCAGUCUGAAAAUGAGCUACGCGGCGGCAGGAAAGAAUCAGGUUUAUUAUAUAAGUGUAAUGUGUACAGGGAGGGAGCAAUGGUGAAUAUAUAAUGGGAAUCAUUACAGGACAUUGAUAAUGCUCUUAGAGUGCCAACAAAGUGCUAUUUUAUGGCCGCCGUUGUUUGUAUUAGCCUUUCAUAAAAGGAAGACAGAUUGCCGUGUUCACAGAAAAUGAUGUCAAAGACAUGAUCUUCUCUUAACCCAUCCAUCCAUUCAUUUUCUGAGCUGCUUAACCUCACAAGGGUCGCGGGGCAUGCUGGAGUUUAUCCCACCAGUCUUUGGGCAGUGGGCGGGGCACACCCUGAACUGGUUGCCAACCAAUCACAGGGCACACAUAGACAAACGCUCACACUGGCAGCUAGGAAAAAAAUUGAGUGUUGCAUUAACAUGCCACGCAUGUUUCUGAAAUGUGGGAGGAAACCGGAGUACCCGGAGAAAACCCACACAGGAAUGGGGAGAACAUGCAAACUCCACCAAGGAAGGGCGAAGCCAGAAUCGAACCCCCACCUCUGCACUGUGAGGCUGACACGCUAACCAGUCGACCAAUGGGCCGCCUGAUUGCUAACCAAGAGCUACAAACCUUUAGUGCAAGGUUGUCUUUUUCACGAGAACCACAACAUGGUGAGAUAUGUUCCCCCCAAUUUUGAGUUGUGAUUUAUUUAUUUGAUUUUAACCUCCAAUCGUCCGACCUAACUCUGGACCGGGCCAUAAUCCCGAGCCUUAGACCGAGUACCUAACAUUAACCGUAAUCCCAAUUACAACCUAGAACCCCAGCUCUAACACUGAAUCCCAAACCUAAACCCCAAACUAACCAAUAAUCCCUACUGCCAAGGCCCAACCCAAACCAAAACCACUCAAUCUAAUCCUGACCCAAUUCUCAUUCCGACGACAACAGUACACCCAAACAUUGAGUCAAACACUCAACCUCCAAUCAAAGGAUGAAACCGCAGAGACAUGAGCAAACAAACAAAACAAUGACAUAACCGAACAACUUGGAGCCACGUUUGACUUCGGAAUGACACGACUCACAAACUGAAAAUGACAAAACGAGGGAGAGCACCAUCUAGUGGGGCGGAAAGAGAUCUACAGCGUUACACUUUUUGAAAUGAACCGUUGAAGUUCUACAGAUAUCAUGAAAGCAAUCCUUCCUCCCUGUCCUGCCUCUUCAUCUGGGACUUUGUUCUAAACAGCAUCUAACAUAUUUUCGAUGCAUUUUAUUGAAACAAACCUUGAAGUUGGGGUGGAAAACAACUCAGCCGCGCCAUACUUACUCCUUGACCACUAGACGUCAGUCCAGUACAACAUUUGGAAGAGGUUACGAUGAUAGUUACAGUUUCGAAUUAUUACACACAACUAUUUGUAUACAAGUAAUAAAUAGCAUUUUCCAUCACGUGUCCCCUUGAAAUCAUCUCAUUGCAUAUAUUUUUGAUGCUGUCACAGCUUUCAGACUUGACUAUUGGAUGACCUUAAAAAAAAGUCUUGCUGUAUGAUGUAUCAUUCUUUUGAUCCAUAAUUAGGAGGAGUGCCACAUUCACAGCAACUGUGUAUGAAAAGAAUGGCGUAUCUGAAGGGCGAUGGCUGGUGGCCCUUUCUCAAACAAGACUUAAUGAGACAUCCAUAUAGAAGUGUCAUGGGAGACAGGCAUGUUGAACUUAAUCAAGGCAUGCCUCAGACUGGAGCUAUGCAUCAGCACGGUGUUACGUUUCACUUUGGUGAUAAGCACCAGUGGUUGUCCUCCAUCUCCUGGACACGAACGAAUAGCAGUAUAAUGCAGUCCCCCCCCCCCAGACCAACGACUACCAAGUGAUUUAGUAAACACUGGAAUAUCGAAAGACUUUGAAUGAGGAUAUAGAAUAUACGCCUGAGUAUUGUUUAUUGUCUGUCUCUGUGACGUAAAACACAACUCGUCUGGACCAGCCACCAGUCGCAGUCUGGCUUGUGUUCUCAUUUAUGAUUACUUCAAAAAGUGAUUAUAAGAUGUCACGUGACAUCUUUGUACGGCUGUUGAUGAACUACGAGUAGGUCAGAGUA
This is a messenger RNA of Hippocampus zosterae (dwarf seahorse), 5362 nucleotides long. RefSeq names its product G protein-coupled receptor 61-like (gene gpr61l). Gene Ontology annotation, biological process: G protein-coupled receptor signaling pathway. Lineage: Eukaryota; Metazoa; Chordata; Actinopteri; Syngnathiformes; Syngnathidae. The record is from RefSeq and is a predicted model, not a curated record. Gene Ontology annotation, molecular function: G protein-coupled receptor activity. Gene Ontology annotation, cellular component: signaling receptor complex; plasma membrane; endosome. The transcript has 2 exons. Bases 483 to 1790 code for a protein of 435 amino acids.